This is a messenger RNA of Exophiala aquamarina CBS 119918, 1110 nucleotides long. RefSeq lists its product as uncharacterized. The transcript is spliced from 6 exons. Bases 1 to 1110 code for a protein of 369 amino acids. The record is from RefSeq and is a predicted model, not a curated record. Lineage: Eukaryota; Fungi; Ascomycota; Eurotiomycetes; Chaetothyriales; Herpotrichiellaceae.
AUGUCUUCCACCGACACAAAGGCCUUAUGGAUAUGCCAUGGCAUCGCGUUGGGUCUUUGUACCUCUCGCGUGGUGCUUCGGAAGGUCCGUCGCCAGGCUUUCACAGCUGGGGAUUACUGGACCAUGCUGGCACUCGUUGCGAUUGCCUUGCGAGCAACCCUGAACGAUAUCAUUUUAGCAGGUGGUACAACCACUACCAUCAAGGCCAACCUGCGUCCUCCAGGCCUCCUAGCGCCAGACGUGCACGACAGAGUCAUUCUAAAUAGUAAACUCAAUCUCGUCAACCGGUUGACAGUCACUACACUGCUGUGGUCUCUUAAAAUGGUGGUCCUAGAUCUUUGUCGACGGCUCAUCAGUAAGACACCCAAGGAAGACCUCAUCAGAUACUCCUUCUGGGGCGUAUUCGCUGUGACAUACCUUGCUGGUCAACUUGCAGUGUUACUGGAAUGCAGGCCAUUUUACUUGUACUGGCAAAUAUAUCCUGAUCCCGGGAAAUGUGUCAACGGCAACGCAUGGCUAAUCACCUAUGAGGUUGGAAAUCUGAUCACAGAUAUCAUGCUACUCAUUUUCCCCUUCCCUGUCCUAUUUGCAGCAAAGGUCCACUGGAAAAAGAAAACACAAUUGUGUUCUCUAUUUAGCAUCGGCGUAUUCCUUGUUGCUGUCAGCGUGGUCCGAAUCGUUCAAGGCGUUCCUAAUGCACGCACUCAGCUAAGUCGAACGGUAUGGGGUAGUGUCGAAACGCUCUUUGCAUCGAUUGUUGCUCAGGUCCCUACAAUGUACACCCUCCUCCGCAACACCAAGCAAAAUAGCAGUUACCAACCCCCUGAAGAUACUUAUCGUCUAGCAUCAGCCAGCAACCAGAUGUCCCGUACAAGAGUAAGACGAAGUGGCAAAGGAGAUGAUAUUGAACUGGGCGAUAAAGCAUUUGGCGGCAGCGACGACCAUUACCAAGCGCGUGGGUAUGCUGAAAGAACGAUCAGCCCAAGACCUGCUGAUGCUGGAGGAGAAAACGAAAGCACCAAGGGAAUACUGGUCACAGUUGACAUCACUCAAGUCGACAAAGGUGAUGCCAGGCAGAGAAUCACAGAGGUCUCGAGCCAAGACAGCUAA